GUGCGCGGCCGCCCGCUCAGGGCGGCGGCAUGGGGCGGGUGCAGCUCUUCGAGGUCUGCCUGAGCCACGGUCGCGUCGUCUACAGCCCCGGAGAGCCGCUGGUGGGGGCCGUGCGCGUGCGCCUGGGGGCGCCGCUGCCCUUCCGAGCCAUCCGGGUGACCUGCAUGGGUUCCUGCAGGGUGUCCAACAAGGCCAACGAUGCCGCGUGGGUGGUGGAGGAGGCUUACUUCAACAGUGCUCUGUCGCUGGCUGACAAGGGGAGCCUGCCAGCUGGAGAACACAGCUUCCCCUUCCAGUUCCUGCUUCCUGCCACAGCACCCACAUCCUUCGAGGGCCUCUUUGGGAAGAUCGUGUACCAGGUGCGGGCCACCAUCGACACACCACGUUUUUCCAAGGAUCACCAGUGUAGCCGUGUGUUCUAUAUUUUGAGUCCCCUGAACCUGAACAGCAUCCCAGACAUCGAGCAACCCAACGUGGCCUCCACUACCAAGAGGUUCUCCUACAAGCUGGUGAAGACAGGCAGUGUGGUCCUUACUGCCAGCACUGACCUCCGUGGCUACGUGGUGGGGCAGGUGCUGCGGUUGCAGGCUGACAUCGAGAACCAGUCAGGCAAGGACACCAGCCCCGUGGUAGCCAGUCUGCUGCAGAAAGUGUCCUACCAGGCCAAGCGCUGGAUCUAUGAUGUGCGGACCAUCGCAGAGGUAGAGGGUGCGGGCGUGAAGGCCUGGAGGAGGGCACAGUGGCAAGAGCAGAUCCUGGUGCCUGCCCUGCCCCAGUCAGCCCUGCCAGGCUGCAGCCUCAUCCAUGUGGACUACUAUCUACAGGUCUCCCUGAAGGUGCCUGAAGCCACCGUGACCCUCCCUGUCUUCAUCGGCAAUAUUGCUGUGAACCAUGCCCCACUGAGCCCCCGGCUGGGCCCAGGGCCGCCUCCUGGGGCCCCAAUCCCUGUGGUGCCCUCAGCACCGCCCCAGGAGGAGGCUGAGGCUGCAGCCAGCAGCCCCCAUUUUGCAGAUGCAGUCUCUCUCUCUACGAAGAGCCACUCACAACAGCAGCUGUUACCUGCCACCUUCGGCUCCAUGCCCGGUGCCCCUGAACCCCGCCCUCAAGAUGGCAGCCCUGCUCCCCACCCCUUGCCCCCUCCCUUGUGCAUCUCCACAGGUGCCACCGUCCCCUACUUUGCAGAGGGUUCCGCAGGGCCAGUGCCCACCACCAGUACCUUGAUCCUGCCCCCAGAGUACAGCUCAUGGGGCUAUCCCUAUGAAGCCCCACCAUCCUAUGAGCAGAGCUGUGGCGGUGCAGAUCCCAGCCUGACGCCCAGGAGCUGACCCUGUGCUGUCUUCUCCGGGUGGGCUGACCUUUGUCCUGGGACCAGGCACCCAGGGCCUCGUGCCUUCUUCACUCCUGGCCUGACCCGGCCCACUCAGGACCCCUACUGCCCGGCUGCUCCUUUCAGCCUCCACCCGGGGCCCAGCGUCUCCCCGGGGCCUGGGGCCUAGAGAGAUGCCAUGUAAAUAAAGUGCUUCGUUUGUAGAGCUGG
Messenger RNA from Nyctereutes procyonoides (raccoon dog), 1537 nucleotides. It is a transcript of the gene ARRDC1, whose product is annotated as arrestin domain containing 1. Gene Ontology annotation, biological process: protein transport. The record is from RefSeq and is a predicted model, not a curated record. Gene Ontology annotation, cellular component: cytoplasm. The coding region runs from base 30 to 1325 and encodes 431 amino acids. Gene Ontology annotation, molecular function: ubiquitin-like ligase-substrate adaptor activity; ubiquitin protein ligase binding. Lineage: Eukaryota; Metazoa; Chordata; Mammalia; Carnivora; Canidae. The transcript is spliced from 8 exons.